Messenger RNA from Wallemia ichthyophaga EXF-994, 555 nucleotides. RefSeq lists its product as uncharacterized. The transcript has 3 exons. Bases 1 to 555 code for a protein of 184 amino acids. NCBI's taxonomy places the organism in Eukaryota, Fungi, Basidiomycota, Wallemiomycetes, Wallemiales, Wallemiaceae. The record is from RefSeq and is a predicted model, not a curated record.
AUGCCAGACUGGUCGAAACUAGCAUCCAAAGGGAAGGAAUAUUCGAAUAAAGGGCUGGAUAGGGGAAAGAAGGCGUACAAUAACUCGCGCUCAGCGCCCACGGACAAAUCAGAUCCAAUGAGAGGGCCGAGGGAGCCGCCAGCGGAGGAGGUGGCACAAGGACCCACGCCAGCGCAGAUGAAUCGGCCUGUCAGACAGGAUAUUGCACCGCCACCAUUGCGUGCAGAUUCAAGCAGACCUAGCCCUAGCUCUGGGUAUACAGCGCCACCACGUGUGGAAUCGCAGGCAAGGCCAAUGCAGAGCAGAGGGAGUGCUUAUGCAGCGCCUAGAGGGGGAGUGCCCCCGGCGGCGCCUGCACGUACACCUGCCCGUGGUAGAGCGCCACCGCAGGCGAAUCCGCGACUCCCAACGCGUGAAGACCUCCCACAGUACCCAGGGAAUCCAUCCAACAUGCUGAGGGAGAACAAGGACCAGCUGUUUGGAUUCCUGGAUGAAUAUUUUGGCAGAGACAGCGGGAACGAGCCGGCUAUCCCAACACACUCCCGACCUACUUGA